Molecule: messenger RNA, 1708 nt
Organism: Ahaetulla prasina
Lineage: Eukaryota; Metazoa; Chordata; Lepidosauria; Squamata; Colubridae
Product: parvalbumin, thymic CPV3-like
Exons: 4
Coding region: 2-331 (109 amino acids)
Cellular component (GO): cytoplasm; nucleus
Molecular function (GO): calcium ion binding
Source: RefSeq, a predicted model, not a curated record
GAUGAGCAUGAGUGACUUCCUUAGUGCUUCGGAUAUUGCUGCUGCACUCCAAGAUUGUCAAGCUCCAGAUAGCUUCAACCACAGAAAAUUCUUCCAGCUUACUGGGAUGUGCAAAAAGAGCAGCAGCCAAAUCAAGGACAUUUUCCAAAUCAUAGACCGCAAUCAAAAUGGAUUUAUUGAAGAAGAUGAGUUAAAAUACUUCCUCCAGAGGUUUGACCCCGGGGCUCGCUUCUUAACAGCGACAGAAAUCGAAAAAUUUCUGACGGCAGGAGACCACGAUGGAGAUGGGAAAGUUGGGGCUGACGAAUUUGGGGAGAUGGUACAAUCCUAAAGGACCAGAAGCAGCUUGCGUGAUGGAAGAACCUCUGCUGCCCCGAAAGAGUUCUCUUGAAACUUUCAAACCCAAGGAUCCUUUCGUUAUGCUUUGCCUCCUCUUCAGUGGUGUGUUACUACAGGUAGUCCUCAAGAUACGACCGUAACGGAGCCUGCCCAUUAAGGUUGUGACAGUUGUUAGUUGAAGCUGACCCCAUAUCUCCGCUCUCCCCGAUGAAUCAUUAAACAAACACGUGGGUCAUUAAAUGGAGCAUGGGAUGCUUCAGGUGGGAACCUAGCAUAGACCUUGGUCCUCCCAAGGCCUCCCCCACCCCAAGACGUCACGUGCUCCCCUUCCCAUCCCUUGGGUCCCCAUGGAGUGGGAUGAAGGGGGGAGAGGCAGGGUGUGUGUAGCAUCCCUGUGUUUGGUCAUAAAAGACGAAUGACCACAGAGACAUUGCAGCCGUUGUAACUUUGAAACAGGGUCGUGUGUCAUUUGGGACCCUCUGUUAUAACUUUGAACGUGUCAUAUCUCGAGGACUACCAGUCCCAUUUCCAAGUGUUAAUUCUCUCAAGCUACCGAAUAAAGAUAAUUUAUGCUGGUGCAGAUUUCAAAGUCAUUUGUCUCUGUGGUAGAAUGGAGGGAUGUCCCUCUUUCAACAGCGGCACCUAAGUCAGGGGCCUCCAAUCUUGACAACUUUAAGACUUGUGGACUUCAACUCCCAGAGUUCCUCAGCCAGGCAAAGAUGAGGUGGGAAAAAUAAAAUAAAAUAAAAAUAAAAACUAAGCCUGUUGACCCCAAGUAGGCUGCCAGCAUCUCUUCUAUGGCUUCUAGACCUGAGCAAAAGAUUUUGGAUGUACAGGUAGUCCUCGACUUACAACAGUUCAUUUAGUGACCAUUUAAAGUUACAACGGCAUUGGAAAAAGUGAUUUAUGACCAUUGCAGCAUCCCUCUGAUCACGUGAUCAAAAUUGGGACUGAUUCAUAUUUAUGACAGUUGGAAUGUCCCGGGGUCAUGUGAUCCCCUUUUGCGACCUUCCAACGAGCAAAGUCAAGGGGGAAGCCAGCUUCACUGAACAACUGUGUUACUAACUUAACAACUGCUGUGAUUCACUUAACAACCGUGACAAGAAAGAUCGCAAAAUGGGUCACAACUCACUUAACCAGUGCUUUGCUUAGCCGCAGAAAUUUUGGGCUCAUUUAUGGUCGUUAGGUUGAGGAUUACUGUGGGUGUGAGUCGAUGCGUAGUAAACAGAUCCAGAAAGCGGUAAAUAACCAAUGAAUGAAACUCUAAUCUUCUUACGCAAACAGUAUAACAAAUAUAAUAUAAACCUAUCUUUCGCAUUUGAAAUUGAAAAAUCUGAUACAAACCUAUCUUUCUCAUUCGAAAUUGUCA